AUGGUAGGGUAGGGUAAGGUAAGGUAUAAUAACACUUACGUUUGCAGAAGUAACACAACUUGAUGACAAGUUUAUCAGAAAUCUGACGGUCAUCUCCAUAACUUAAAAGUAGGGUUCGGCACGGGGGGGGAUCCCCGCGGGUACGGGGGGGGGGAUGGAUCCCCGUACCCGCGGGGAUAAAAAAUGACUCUUUUUUCGGGUCCCCGUACCCGCGGGGAUUUUUGCAAAAAUCCCCGCGGGUACGGGGAUAAAAUUUUUUAAAAAAAUAUUCAUUUUUUGUAAAAAACGUUUAUUAUCAUGGAAAUAAAAUUGCGUAUAAAAAGCGCAGGCAGGUCGCAAUUUCUUGUUUUUUUCGAACCGCGCCCUAAUUGGGUUGCGUGCGCUUUUUUGUUUCGAAACCAGACAAGAUUUUGUUUUCUAUUUUCUGGUAGGAAACAAGGAGAAUCGACCAGCUCAUCGACCCCACACCACCGCCUUUAUUUACAAAAAGUAUUGUAACUUUUUAAAUUAUUAUUGUCUGUUUUUAGGUAUUGUUUUUGCUUUGGAACUGCUUUGGACAUGUCCGUUUCAUUAUCUUUAGUUGAAUAUAUCUAAUUGUUACCUAAAUUCACUCUUUUAGUGACAGUUUUUUAAUCGUUUUUAUAUUGUAAAAAUCACCUCUCUACAGAAGAUGACGUUGUCGAUGGAAUGCGAUAUCUUCGACGUUUUAUAAAGGAAACAACAGCUAAUCAACACGUCGCAAGCGGUGGAAAUGAGGUUGAGGGUGAAUUACAGACUGAUGUAGAAAGGAACGAGCUUGAAGAUGAUCUGUCGUUUCUUGAUGAACAACUUAGGAUUGAAACUCCCGACAUGAAUUUGCACAUGACUCAAGACAACGAUCUUCAAAUAAGUUUUAUUUUUUAUUUAAUAAUAUGCUAAUUUAAAACUUUAUUAACAAGCUAAUCUAUGUGUUUUAAGAAGAACUAAAUAGCUUCCGGUCAAAGCGCAUCGAGGACAACGCUGACCCCUACAAGUUCUGGAAGGAGAAUAAACAUCGAUUUCCACUAUUGUCAAGCUGCGCGAGAGCAUUGAUGUCAGUACCGCCAACAUCAGUUGCCAGCGAACGAUUCUUCAGUCAAACAACACUCUUAUUCAGCGAUAAUUUAAGGGUAAACUUGGGAAACGACCGAACGGAGCAGAUUCUACUUUUACGAUGCCAAAAGAUAUUGGAUAAAGAAAUACAAGACGAAGUUGCGGCAGAACAAGAAAUCGAAGAAUCACUUGAUGAAUGUAUUGACUAA
This is a messenger RNA of Bursaphelenchus okinawaensis, 1280 nucleotides long. Lineage: Eukaryota; Metazoa; Nematoda; Chromadorea; Rhabditida; Aphelenchoididae. The record is from the annotation of a GenBank genome assembly.